UAUGUUACGUGCAUACGUCAACCGGUGAAUAGAAACUCAAACUUCCUUACUUAUUUAACUACACAUUUUGCUAAUGUUUUAGUUCUUAGAGUCAGCUGUAUUUGUCUGACAAUUCAAUUUAGAGCUCUGACAAAUUAGCAAUUCACACUUUUCUACAAAUACAAUUUUUGUGAGUAAAUGAAUUUAUUUUGAGGUGUGAUGAGAUCAUCAUCACAUUCAUCACUGUUACUUGCACGUAAUACAAGUUUAACACACACACGAGAAGGUACAUGUACAUACUCGUACAAAUAUUAGUAAGGUAAAACUCGGAACCAAGUGAAUUGCAACAAGAGAUUAGAUAAUAACUGCCAUAGCCAUUUGUGACAGUUUAUAUUAUGAGUAAGACCUUGGUGGUAUGAAUGGAAUAAUAAUUAUAUGGCUUGCAGUAAGUAUUAGUCAACGUCAGAUAUUGAACAAACACUUGAAAUUAUUAUCAACCCAACAUUUACAUUAUUGCACGGUUAGAAAUCAGCCAUUUUAGACCAGUUGAAAUACUAAAUAACAAUUUAACAAAGACAAAGCAAUAACUAUAAAUUCUACUUUUUUGGGGGGCACAAGUGGAAAAAGAACAAACGGCGUAUUAUAAUAUGCCAGUGAUAAAAUUUUAAUUAUUAUUAAAUCAAGUGCCAUAGUUUCCACAUAGUUCUUGUGAUAUUAAAGUUCCUGAUAAAAACAUGAGCAUCCUCGAGUUUAGACUAAACUACAACAAGCACGGAAUGUGCUGUUGCAACACGACUCAAACUGAAGCCUUCAUUGUGAUCGGUGCCACGGCGUUAAUAACAGGAGUGCUGUGGAGGUCUGCAGUACUUGCACCCAUAAAAUUGGUAAAACAACAUAAAAUAAAAGUGGCUGUUUUCCUUCAUGAGCUGUCGCAUGCGUUAGCAACAUGGGCGACAUGUGGAAAAGUAACUGCCAUUGAGGUAAACGAAAAUUUUGGGGGUGUGACAAUCAGUCGAGGUGGAACCCGAUGGUUUUCACUCUCUGCAGGUUAUAUCGGCUCCGUGAUAUGGGGAAGUUUCUUCAUAUUAAUGACGUGGGACCGUUUGCCAACAAAAAUUGCUGCCGGAGUUUUUAUCGUUGCUUGUAUUGUGACUGCUUUUGUUCUUCAUGUUCAACAAGCCAAACUCUGCGGAAUGAAGUGUUGUUUUGGAAUGGCGAUGAGAUUUCUUGUGAUCGCUGUGGGUGCGAUACCUGCCGCACUUUGGGUACUGGAGGAGUACGUUGACAUGAAAAUACAACCACUUCGAUGGGCGAUUCUUGCGAUUGGAACUAUUUGUACCCUUCACGCCUUAUACGAUUGCAUUCACGAUGUCCUCUGCAAAAGCAUCAAUAAUUCUAGUCAAGGAAAAUCUGAUGCUGUCAUGUUUGCAGAAGAGUUUUGUGGGACGCCUAGGUGUUGGGGGCUUCUGUGGAGUAUGCUUGCAAUUCUUGCAGCAGCAGCAGCUUUGUACGGGGUCACAGUGCUCAGUGGCGAUUGUUAGAAAUUAGUGAGAAAUAUAAAGUCCAAAUAUAAAUUAAUAUAUUAGUCACUUAAAAUCAUUGUUUUUCUUGCUAUUUAAAUUAAGAAAUUCAUUCUCAAUUUAAGACUUGUCACAACAUGUUUAUGGUUUAAUUUCUAUUUGCCAAAUUGUAUUAUGCAUGUUAACUAUUGUACUAAAUUAAUACGGUAAACAUAUUUAUUUACAACUCACUCAAUAAAUAUUUCUCUUUACCGGGAGUGGGGACCGAUUUGUGUUUAGCUAUUUACACACCGUCGCCAGGAUGAUUUUAUAACAGGAGUCGCAGUUUUUGCUAACGAAGGAAAUAUUUUGUACUAAUAUUUGCCAGUCAACUAAACCAAGAAAUAAAAUAAAGAAAUGGAAAGCAUAAAUGACAAAA
Messenger RNA from Folsomia candida, 1917 nucleotides. RefSeq lists its product as uncharacterized. The record is from RefSeq and is a predicted model, not a curated record. Bases 714 to 1520 code for a protein of 268 amino acids. NCBI's taxonomy places the organism in Eukaryota, Metazoa, Arthropoda, Collembola, Entomobryomorpha, Isotomidae. The transcript has 4 exons.